GGAUUGUACUAAAAAAAAAAAGAAAAUUCAAAUAAUCGAUUCCAUAGAAAAGCCUGGAAAACGCCGAUAAAAGAGGAGGGGAAGUGGUGAGAGUGGAUUGGAUUAAAGGGUUUUUGAGCCCCUGUUCUCCCCCCAUGGUUUGUUGGCGAGAAUUGAUGUGAUAUAAAUAGUUAGGUUUUUUAUUUUCUCUCUCUGAAAGACGAGAAUGGUGGGAACAACAGAGGCAGUGGAUUCAUCAGCCUCCAACAACAAGAAGAACCGUAUCCAAGUCUCCAAUACCCAGAAACACCUCUUUUUCUACGUUAAUCUCGCAAAGAGGUACAUGCAACAAUACAAUGAGGUGGAACUCUCUGCUCUUGGAAUGGCUAUUUCUACUGUUGUCACCAUUGCUGAGAUAUUGAAGAACAAUUGCUUGGCCAUUGAGAAAAAAAUCAUGACUUCUGCCAUUGUCAUGAGAGAGGAAUCAGGCGGACGUCCAGUACAAAAAGCAAAAAUUGAAAUACUGCUGGGGAAAUCAGAGAAGUUUGAUAAGUUGAUGGCAGCUGCUGCUGAGGAAGCCUUAGAUAAUGAGUAAUGGUAAGAGAAGAAUAAGAUGCUCCAUUAAUUUUAGCAUUGUGCUACAUUUGUAAGCAUUUUUAACAGUUCUUUUCUCGUUUGCCUGUGAGUGAAGCUUAGCCACUGUGAUGAGAUUUUAGGAACUUUUGUA
This is a messenger RNA of Hibiscus syriacus, 706 nucleotides long. RefSeq lists its product as uncharacterized. The record is from RefSeq and is a predicted model, not a curated record. Gene Ontology annotation, cellular component: nucleus. Lineage: Eukaryota; Viridiplantae; Streptophyta; Magnoliopsida; Malvales; Malvaceae. Gene Ontology annotation, molecular function: RNA binding. The coding region runs from base 206 to 574 and encodes 122 amino acids. The transcript has 5 exons.